This is a messenger RNA of Candida dubliniensis CD36, 945 nucleotides long. Its product is annotated as putative Tca-like retrotransposon GAG protein. The coding region runs from base 1 to 945 and encodes 314 amino acids. The transcript has 2 exons. The record is from RefSeq and is a predicted model, not a curated record. NCBI's taxonomy places the organism in Eukaryota, Fungi, Ascomycota, Pichiomycetes, Serinales, Debaryomycetaceae.
AUGUCAUUCGAAAAAGCUGAAGACAUUCCACUCCCACCAGAAUCAUCUGAGCCAUCGGGAUCCAGAUCACUGGAAGACGUCAUGCUGAUGUUCAAGGUUUUAAAAGAAUCAGUCGAAGUCAUGAAUCAAUCCGUCAAUGCCAAACUUGCGGAUAUGAAUGACAGAAUUACAAUUCUUGACAAUAAUCAAAAAGCUUUCAUGCCAAAAAACAAGAAAAAAGAUAUCGGAAAUAUUCUUCAUAAACAAAAGAAAGAAGAAACUGAUGUCAAGGAUAUUAAAACGGUGGUUGGUGAAGAAAAAGAAGAGAUCCAUCAGGUUGAAGACUUUGUGUUGAAAGAACAACAAGAGUUACGUGAUGUCGAGAAGACUGUCUUGAAAGAAGAGGAAGACUUACAGAAAAUUCAAGAAUCCAUUACAAAAGACGCAGAGGAGGUACCAAAAGUUGAAGAAUCAACCACGAAACAAAAACAAGAGUUACAUCAAGUGGGUGGAGAAUUUUUAUUUUACAAAGGGAUCAAAAGGAAAGUAAUCAAUACCCCUCGGGAUCCAUAUCAAACUACAACCACGGGUUCUGACCAGAGAUUCAGAUCCCAACAACCCAACAUUGGAAAUACAUUGGCGCAGGAUCUAGCAUUAAUCCCAAAUUUAGAUCCAGAAAUUUCCCGAUUGAUCAAGGGGUAUUUACCUUUUAUUACCUUACAUGAGGUAAACAUUAUUGGAGCCCCAGUUGGAAAACCAUCAAACUUCCGACCAGAUCUAGUCAUCCACAACCCAAAGGAUCCUGAAAAGAUCCAAAAAAAACUUAUGCGACUUCAAUCGUAUAUGCAAUUAUCACUCGCUCCAUAUCAUCUCUACCCGAUGAUAUUGGAACCAUAUUUGCAGGGUAAGAUACAUUGGUUACAUGGAGGACGCCAAGAAAAGUCCAGCCAAUGGCCAAGAAUAUAG